CCCUGCACAAGCCCAGGCCCCAAAUUCACCCCAUAGAUUGGGAUGAGAUCUAGGAGUUUGGGCUUCCAGGCUUGUCACCAACCCACUAAAUACAGCUCCCCCUCCAACCCUUGAUACAAUCUCCAGAACUUUUGGCCCUCUAAUUCUCCCACUCCACACACUUGAACAUAUCCCUUGAAUAGUUUCCAAAUGAAGGGUGUUGGUUUUAUUUGGUCUGCAUACGGGUUUUUAUGUAUUUCUCCAAUUCCCUCUCCCUCUUCUUCAUCCUCCUUGCCGGUCGCCUUUGGAGGAGGCGGAGACAUCACUUGGGUGGUUGCUGCAGACUUUCUUUUUUGGUCAUCGGUCCCCUCCCUGUUGCUUUCAGUCUCUCUCUCUCUCUGUCCCACCAGUACAGCCUGGGACAUCGUAGGAGGACUUGGUUGAGGCAGAUCAAGCGGCUGAAGUGGCGACACUUUCUCCAGUGUCAACCCAGCCCUUCCCCACGUUUUCUAGGCUCCGUGGACCAAGACGCGUUCAAAAAUUUGCCAAGGUUUGUGCUCUGCACCAGGUUUUAUCAUCUGGAGAGGAAGAUUCCAAUUAAGAACGGACAAUGGAUUAUUCUACUGUGGGGAAUGAAGAUUCUGCUCCCCAGUAUUUUGAACAUCCCCAUUUGCAAGCAAAUGAUGAUGCAGACCUAUUCUUUCCUGCUUCAGAGGGGGUUGAUGCGGGGGCCAUGCCCACCUACUUCUCUCGUAUGUCUGAAUCCUACAGACACUCUCCAGUGCGGCAGUUGUAUCCCAUCCUCAAUGGUUUGCAGUGGAUGGAUGGGCACCCUUACAGCACAGCAGCUUGGGCUUCCAGUUCUUCUGGAAAGCCCCACGCUGGACUCCCAAUCUACACCUCUGCUACGUCCUCAUAUCAGACCCUCCAAGCGCCUCCCUCGCCCAAGGACCUCAGCCCCGAUGACAAGGGGAGCCCCAGAUACCUGGAGAUGUUGAAGACGGAGCGGAUGAGCCCCACGCAUGCUGAACUGCUGCCUUUGGGAACCCCGACUGGAGCAGCUUACGCAAUGGGGCAGGACUUUGGAUACUUCCAGCCAUCUGGGAGCCCCCUGACAGCUGGGUAUUCCCCUAAACUACGGGGGGCAACACAGCUCUCUCCUACUGAGGCGCGAGAGUGCGUGAAUUGCGGAGCCACAGCCACGCCACUGUGGCGAAGGGACGGCACUGGUCACUACCUCUGUAACGCCUGUGGGCUCUACCACAAGAUGAACGGGCAGAACAGGCCUCUCAUCCGGCCAAAGAAACGUCUGAUUGUCAGCAAGCGAGCCGGGACCCAGUGCAGUAACUGCCAGACGACGACCACCACCCUCUGGCGCCGAAACGUGAACGGAGAACCCGUAUGCAAUGCCUGCGGUCUCUAUUUCAAGCUGCACAAUGUGAAUCGUCCCUUGGCAAUGCGCAAGGAUGGGAUCCAGACCCGGAACCGCAAGGUCUCUUCAGCCAAGUCCAAAAAGCGCAAGGGGAAUUCUGGGGAAGCUGCCAUGUCCACCCCAACCCCCCUGGAGUUGAUGCCAGCGCCUCUGAUGGGGGAAGAAGCAGCUGCCCUCUAUACUCUCAGCCCCAUGAUGUUACCAGGACAUUUGCUCCCUUUUGGACCCAAUCCACACCUUCUAGGCUCUCCACCAGGCUUUCCUCCACAGGCUUCUCCUGCCCCACAUGGCUCCCCUGGGGUUGUUUCUGCACUGGGGUAAAGAGCCCUAUAACCACACAACAACCCACGGCAUUCAUGUACAGUGACUCUGGGACCAAUAAGCAGGGAGGGCACAUCUCUCUUGAUAAUUUUUUGGAGCACGUGUAUUAACUGCUUGCAGCAUGGGUGCCUUGGAAGAACAGGAGAAAAGAAUAACAACAGGAGGGUGCUCUGAUCCCACAGCUCGUCAUCAGAGAAGACAUAUAUUAUGGGGUAGUUCCCCCAAGCAGUGGAUGAGGUGGUGAUAAAGCAGUUGAGCUCUUUUCCAGGCUGAAUGUGCCACUUCAUACCGCAGGUGAGAAAUGCUGGGGCCGAAUGCUUCCCCAUCAGGGAGCAGGUGGUGGGAACAUGUGCUGUCCAUGCAAAGGAACACAGGAUGCUGUCUCACACCGAGUCAGACCACUGGUCCAUCUAGCAUUUGCUACACUGACUGGCAGCAGCUUGCAAGGAUUCCAGCCAGAGGUCUUUUCUGGUCAUUCUGGAGGUGCUGGGGGUUGAACCCAGGACCUUCCGCAUGCAGGGUAUUUAUGUUACAUUUGGGCCAUGAAGAACCAACGGAAGGACAACCCUUCUCUCUGACAUCCACUGUUUCCUAUGCAUGGAAGAAGAUUUUUGUGCAGUCCCUCCACCUACUAAGCCAUAGACGGAAGCGAGCUACUGAUCCCUCCACCCAUCUGUAAAUUGCUGCUGUCCAACUAUCUCCAACCGCAUUCUCUUCCUUGCCUAUUUGGCUAAGCAUGCCCAGCUCAUUUGCGUACCUUACAUACAGUACUCCAGGAGUAUCUACACCUGCUUUUCUGCUCUCAUAGCUAUGUUUCCCCGUGGAAUAAUUCGGAUGAGUGCUCUGUGUGUGGUCGAAUGCAUCCCCUGCAGCCUGGAUUGCAUGACAACAAGAAGUUCAUAAUGAGCACCUGUCCUCUGCACCUCCACCCCUGCCAGACUGGUGAAUUGGCCCAUCAUAAGCAAAGCACAUACUUUUGCACAGUGCCUCCCUUCUUGUCUUAGGGAAGAACAUGUACAAAUGCAAAAAGAAACCCAGUUUUAUGCUUGUGAGAAAUAGUGCUUCCGCUCACCCUAUUGUCAUGUAUAUGGUAAAGUGGCCCUGCCUUUUUAAGUCAGUCACCAAGCUUAAGUCAGUCACCCAUCCUGAAUCCUCCCUAUGUUCCUGUAUAUCUGCCUGCAAUGCAAGUGGCAAUCCUAAUAGUCAUUCCCCAAGAGUGGCUAUCAGUAGAGAUUUGGGAAAAAGUUGUUCCGUGUACAUCUCAGCUGCUCGCUACUGCUUGCCUGUUGUGGGACACAGAGUUUUGUUUUGGGACUCCUUUGCCUUGGGGAACACUGCACUCGGGCACGCCACUCCCACCUGCAGUGUUGUUCAAUCCAGGGAAAAAAACACUUUCCACUCGUUUCUGCUGACUGUCUAAACCGGCCCGUUAAAAAUUAGUUGCUGGGCAGGGCAGUUUGUACAUUUGUACCGGAGUGAAGCGACUUUUGUCCUGAACGAUCUACUGAAAAACAGGGGAACAUCCAUCAAUGUCUUUCAAUUUACAAAGCAAACAUGCACACUCAGGAUCUCUUUAACAGUUAAGGCAUAACUAAUCUGCUUUAUUGUCGGGGACGCGGGUGGCGCUGUGGGUAAAACCUCAGCGCCUAGGACUUGCCGAUCGCAUGGUCGGCGGUUCGAAUCCCCGCGGCGGGGUGAGCUCCCGUCUUCGGUCCCAGCUCCUGCCCACCUAGCAGUUCGAAAGCACCCUUAAGUGCAAGUAGAUAAAUUGGUAGCGCUUUAUAGCGGGAAGGUAACGGCGUUUCCGUGCGCUGUGCUGGUGCUGGCUCACCAGAGCAGCUUCAUCACGCUGGCCACGUGACCCGGAAGUGUCUCCGGACAGCGCUGGUUCCCGGCCUCUUAAGUGAGAUGAGCGCACAACCCUAGAGUCAGACACGACUGGCCCGCACGGGCAGGGGUACCUUUACCUUUUAAUCUGCUUUAUUAUAUACUCCAUUUGUAACCCAAAGGGUUGGACCUGGAAUUAAUUCACCUCUGCCUGCUAUUGGCUCUGACUUCACCUCCUGUUGGCCUCUCUGCCUUGUGCCCUACCAUUCUCAGUGAGCAUCAGACCAGAGUCUACCUGGCUUAUCAUUAUUUUGAAAGGAUUCCAACUAUAAGCAGACGCUUAUAGUUGGAUAGCUGGGUGUGGACUAGGGAUUCUGUGGCCCUCCAGAUUUGGUUGGACUCCCAAUUCCCACUGGCACUGCCCAGCAUAGCCAAUCGUCAGGGAUUAUGGGAGUUAGAGUCGGGGGGGGCACAUGUUCCCUAUCCCUGCACUAGGCAGGCCACCCGAAGCCAUCUGGUGAUCUACAACUGGACUACCUUCCACCGACUCCUGUUCCAUCCUGGUAUCUCACCAUUCACCCAUCUUCUAAUGCAUGCAAGGAACUAAAUUUAUCCACACCUCAAAAUCCAUCCUGAAAUGCACUGGUCCAAAUCCGCUUCCCUGUACAGCUCCCAAACCCCCCAUUUCCAUGGGUAUAUUCAUUCCCAUCUCUAAAGCAUCACAAUAGGAGACAAAAAAAGAGGAGGGGAUACAUGCUGACCUUGAGCAGAGAUAACGCACCCUGUUGACUCUUCACUGGCUUUGUAAAUUUGCCACUGAGCUUCCAUUGAUACCCUGCUCUUUGGGGGUUUAAAUUUGUUUCAAAGCUGCAGAGGGGAAAAUAUAUAUACUAAUUUGUGUUAACAAACAAGAGGUGUGUGUGAGUUUUGUCUUCGGUAAGUUCCAGCUACGGCAUGGCUUGGGCUGCCCGGGAGGAGCUUCCACAGUAGAAUGCCAGCUUCUUCAAGUGCCUUCAGUAAUUUUUGUGCAAAAUUAAAUGGAUCAUGAAGACACAUGAUUCCUGUAAAAAGGAGUGGGGAGGUAGAGACAUGUUCAGCUCUCCUGACUAAACAUAGUCCACCAAGGGACAUAGUUUAUGCUGCAUACCUGCCCUUCAUUCAACGUGGACAGCUUACAACAAUAACAGGCAAAACACCAUAAUUGUAAUAAAGCAGUCUUAAAACCAACAAACUGGUUAAAAUAUGAAGCAGCAGUAAUAAUAACUGACUCUAGAACCACACCACGGAAAUAAUACCAUUUAGGGGCAAAAUAUACAUUACUUGUGCAGCAGCUACUUAUAAGAAAACAAACCAACCCAAGACCUCAUUCUCCUCUGAAAGCCACUUUUGGGUGAGGAAGAUUGACAUCAGUGAAGUGGUGGGAGGCUGCCCGGAUUGUGCCUAGUUGUACUCACAAAUACCAGCGUCCAAGAUCCCACUUUCCCCACAAUUUCACCAACAAGGAAAGCUGUUGAUUCUAGUAUCAAAGCUAAAAAUUUGAUAUCCUUCCAGGAAAAAACCACACAAGUUAAAUGUGAGUUGUAGGCAUUCAAAGUCUGAGUCCAGUAAAACCUUUAAAACUAAGGGCCCUCCUGAUGCCCCCUUUAUUAUGCACCCAUGAUUAUUUGUACUCAUGAUGCUGUUGGGGCACUCAUAUAUGACCCCUCUUUCAAUACUAUUGGCGCCUAUAAAGGUUUUGGGGUGGUUAGACUGCUUCACUUCCAAUCAGUGCAUAUCUUGUUACUUCCUGCUGAAAUUUCUCAUACUACAAACAUGGGGGUGGGCGGUGUUGCCCCACUUUUGUUGUGCUACAGUCUGUCUGGCCAGUGAUCCUGUGGCAGCACUGGGGAAGCAUUCUAGAACACCUAAUGAAGCAGAAUAAAUCCAUACUAAUGCAAUAUUAUUGUACUGAUAAUGUUUUGCAGAAUGCCGUCAUAAUGAAACACCAAUCUGGACCGACCCUGUUUUUUCCUAAAAGCACAACAAAACAAUUUGUAAGCUGUAGCCUACUUUUUCAGAUGCCAGACACCUCAGCCGAACUUCCAAAGUUCCAAAGCGUUUUGGAGAUUAUUAUAAAUAUUUACUUAUGGCGCUAUCAUUGCACAUGGAUAACAGAAGAAAGAAAGCAAGUCCCUGCCCCAAGGAGCUUACUUUCUAGUGCCUACAUUUUAGCAGUGGGCAGAGGUAAGGGGAGGGGGAGGUUAAUGAGAUAUAUGGGUAACAAAAGGAUGGGUCUGCACAAAUACAGUUAUGUGUACUUAAGCUAUUUUUCAGUUCAAGGUAAAGCUUCAUGAAGCAGGUGGAUUAUGAGAAGGAUAAAGACCAGCGAGGAGGGGAAAUGGGCAGAAGUGUUUAUGAGACAAGACUUGUAGGUAGCAGGUUGUGGUGGAAAUACUCUCCAUUGGUGUGGCUGGCCUGUGGUUGGACUGCAACUCCCAUUACCACUCACCACUG
Molecule: messenger RNA, 6052 nt
Organism: Podarcis raffonei (Aeolian wall lizard)
Lineage: Eukaryota; Metazoa; Chordata; Lepidosauria; Squamata; Lacertidae
Gene: GATA1
Product: GATA binding protein 1
Exons: 6
Coding region: 590-1732 (380 amino acids)
Biological process (GO): cell fate commitment; positive regulation of transcription by RNA polymerase II; negative regulation of transcription by RNA polymerase II
Cellular component (GO): nucleus
Molecular function (GO): RNA polymerase II cis-regulatory region sequence-specific DNA binding; DNA-binding transcription factor activity, RNA polymerase II-specific; zinc ion binding
Source: RefSeq, a predicted model, not a curated record